GAGAGACUCGCGGGUGACUUGUUUGCUGAGGAUAUUGGAUUUCUCUAUUCAUCGUCGUUAGUUCCCUCUCCUCUCUGCCAGCUCUGUGAGGACGUCUGAUGCACUGACCAGCCCUGCUGUAGCCUGUCACUCUCGGGGUUGUCUAGCCGUGGACACAGACUGGACUGGACAUCCGUGAUUGUAUUUUUAAAAACGAGCUGGUACAUUACCACACCUUUGUUGCGCGUUGAAGACACUAUAUGAACAGUGAAGGGACUUUCCGUGAACGAAGAGACUCCUGGUUUUCAGUUGGGGUUUAUUUUACGCGUAUUUUUCUGUGAAGGUUACGGAUCUUGCUCAAGAAUAAGGGCGUUUUAGAAGAUGAAGACAAGUGAAUGAUCACACGAAUAUAUGUGCUACUGUAAACCAAGACAUUGCCCUGAGUAGACCCUAACGUCAUUCCGUUGUGGUUUAACACAAAUCAGCUUCCUUAGAUCUUACUUUUGUUGUGUUAGUGUAUUUUUGCAUAAUAUAUUUUUCCCCCACUGAUUUUUGGAUUAGCAGAACUGUAGAAUUAAUAUAAUACAGGGAAUACUCACCAAGAGGGAAGAUGGGGAACAGUGUCUAGAACUGCCAGGAGAGGAAUGCCCCAGACUGUGUUCCCAGCAGCAGGCACCAUGUUCACCCCCAGUGGCUUCAGCCCCCACCUGGCCUCCACCUGCUCUGAGGCUGACCAUGAGGAGGAGGAAGGCCCCCAGGAGGCCAGAGGACCUGGGGCUUGCGUGGCCGACGGACCCCCCAUUACCUCCGCCUCUCUGGACACUCUCAUCCAGCACCUGGUGCCCACCGCAGACUACUACCCAGAGAAAGCCUAUGUGUUUACAUUCCUGCUGAGUGCUCGUCUGUUCAUCUCUCCUCCUGAGCUGCUGGCCAGACUCUGUGACACCUGCAUCAAACAACAACAGUUGGACCAGAGUCCACUGGACACGGCUAAAGUGAGGAAGUUUGGUCCCAAGAUCCUGCAGCUGCUGACUGAGUGGACAGAGACGUUUCCCACAGACUUCAGAGACCAGAAGAUGGUGGGCCUUUUCAAAGAUAUCAUCCACAGGAUAGCACCCUGUGAUGAGGCGUAUUGGAAGACACUGAACCAGGUUUUGCAGACCCUGAACCAGAAGCUGGCAGCCAUCGCCCAGGGAGAGGAGAGCAUUGUCAAAGUGAAUGCCUCCUCAGUCUCCUCAAUCUCAGACAAGCUGGUGGGCUUCAAGACCAAGCCUCCACCUAUCCAGAAGGAUAUACUGUCUAUCUGCAAUGACCCAUACACACUGGCACAGCAACUCACCCAUGUGGAACUGGAACAUCUCAGUUAUAUCGGUCCUGAGGAGUUUGUCCAAGCCUUUGUUCAGAAAGACCCACUAGAUAGCACUCAGCAGCCGUGUUUCAGUGAGCAGAAGAAGAAGACCACUAACCUGGAGGCUUAUGUCAGGUGGUUCAACAGGCUGUGCUACCUGGUAGCUACUGAGAUCUGUAUGCCUGCUAAGAAGAAACAGAGAGCCCAGGUGAUUGAGUUCUUCAUCGACGUGGCCAGAGAGUGCUUCAACAUUGGCAAUUUCAACUCCCUCAUGGCCAUCAUCUCUGGUAUGAAUAUGAGUCCUGUGUCUCGGUUGAAGAAGACGUGGGGCAAAGCCAAGACUGCCAAGUUCUUCAUCCUGGAGCAUCAGAUGGACCCUACUGGAAACUUCUACAACUACAGAACAGCACUUAGGGGAGCCGUCCACAGGUCCCAGACUGCUAAUAGCAUCAGGGAGAAGAUUGUGAUUCCCUUCUUCAGCCUACUGAUCAAAGACAUAUACUUCCUGAAUGAGGGAUGUGCCAACCGCUUGCCCAAUGGUCAUGUACAUUUUGCGAAAUUUGUGGAAUUGGCUCGCCAGGUGGGAGAGUUUAUGACGUGGAAACAGAUAGAGUGUCCGUUUGAGACAGACAGGAGCAUCCUCCACUACCUCCACACUGCUCCCAUCUUCAGUGAGGACGGCCUCUACCUGGCAUCCUAUGAGAGUGAGAGCCCAGAGAACCAGGUGGAGAAGGACAGGUGGAAAGCACUCAGGUCUAAUAUUCUGGUGAAGACAAAAGAGCUAAAAGAGCACCAUGGCAGCUAACCCUCAGGCCAGCCCAGCGAGGGAGGGAGGGAGGGAGUGGAAUCACUGCACUAAAACAAACUGUGAAGGAGCCUAGCUGGUGCCGAGGUGUUUUUCUACACAUGAAGAAUAGAAGUGAUGAAACAAGAAUGAUGAACAGGAUUCAUCAACAUCAUGACCAGUAAAAACACAAUGGAAGAACAAAGUUCAACAAGCAGUGAAAAGUGAAGCUACUGUAUACCUUUGGUUUGACUUUUGUACAUGGGGUACAUAAUAAGGGAUAGAUCAAUCCCGCAAUCUUGGUGUUUAUUUACUCUUUAUCAUCUUUCUUUGUCUCUCCCUCUUUCUUUCUUUCUUUCUCAUCUUUUUUUCUCUCUCAUCUUUCUUUCUCUCCAAAGCCUUGUGUAAGUUUUCUAUUGUACUGUUAGAAUCCUUUAAAAGUAAGAGUAACUAUGAUGUGAAGGGCGCUGGCUUGCCCACUUAGCUGCCGGACUGUGUUUGGUCCUCUACUACUGAAGACUCCUUCUUAAGACUACUACUGAAGACUACUUCUAAAGAUUACUUCUAAAGACUACUUCUUAAGACUACUUCUAAAGACUACUUCUAAAGACUACUUCUAAAGACUACUAUCAAUGACUUCUACUAAAGACUACUACUGAAGACUCCUUCUUAAGACUACUUCUAAAGACUACUUCUAAAGACUACUUCUAAAGACGACUAUCAAUGACUUCUACUAAAGACUACUACUGAAGACUCCUUCUUAAGACUACUACUGAAGACUACUACUAAAGACUACUUCUAAAGACUACUAUCAAUGACUUCUACUAAAGACUACUACUGAAGACUCCUUCUUAAGACUACUUCUAAAGACUACUUCUAAAGACUACUUCUUAAGACUACUACUGAA
This is a messenger RNA of Oncorhynchus mykiss (rainbow trout), 3018 nucleotides long. Its product is annotated as ras-GEF domain-containing family member 1C. NCBI's taxonomy places the organism in Eukaryota, Metazoa, Chordata, Actinopteri, Salmoniformes, Salmonidae. The record is from RefSeq and is a predicted model, not a curated record. Gene Ontology annotation, cellular component: plasma membrane. Gene Ontology annotation, molecular function: guanyl-nucleotide exchange factor activity. Gene Ontology annotation, biological process: Ras protein signal transduction.